GUCAGGGCUACUAUAAAACUCUGCAAUGCUUUUAAACUCAUCUGCUGUGUGAUCCUUCUAAAAAAUCGCCUACAAGUGAGAGGCAACAUUUACCCCUCUCCUUCGACAUUUCACCCUCUCCGCUUUACGCAAUGUAGGCCUAUCCAUGAAGAAACUGUAAAGUGUUAAAUGUUAAAAAUACCAAUUCGCCGAAUUUCUCAUGCUGAAAGAGGACUCCGCAACUCGCGAGCGCGGCUCUGGUGCGUCUGUGCAGUAGACUCUGAAAAGAAAACUAUUAAUUUACAGCUGGGAGCUCGUCGCUGCAAAAAGGACAUUGAAAACCUAUUUUUUCACUUUAAGACAAAUACGUUUAAAAAGCAAACUGGCUCACGUUCUUCCAAACCAACCCAGUUUGACAGCUGCUCUUCACCCCCUUUGGAGGACUGUCGGCAGCAAGAGGAUGGCAUCAGAACUGGCAAUGAGCAACUCCGACCUGCCCACCAGUCCCCUGGCCAUGGAAUAUGUUAAUGACUUCGAUCUGAUGAAGUUUGAAGUGAAAAAGGAGCCGGUGGAGCCCGAUCGCAACAUCAGCCAGUGCAGCCGCCUUAUUGCCGGGGGAUCCUUGUCUUCCACACCGAUGAGCACGCCUUGCAGCUCGGUGCCCCCUUCUCCAAGCUUCUCGUCGCCCAGUCCGGGGUCGGGGAGCGAACAGAAGGCACAUUUGGAGGAUUUCUACUGGAUGUCCGGUUAUCAACCGCAGUUGAAUCCGGAGGCGCUGGGCUUCAGCCCCGAAGACGCAGUUGAGGCGCUGAUCAACAGCAGUCACCAGCUCCAGUCCUUCGAUGGCUAUGCUAGAGGGCAGCAGUUUGCCGGCGGAGCCGGAGGAGGAGGCACCAUGGGCGGGGAAGAGAUGGGCUCUGCCGCGGCUGUGGUGUCCGCAGUUAUCGCCGCCGCAGCAGCCCAGAACGGGGGUCCCCACCACCACCAUCACCACCACAACGGCGGCCACCAUCACCAAUCACCUGGUGUCUCGUCCAACGGCAGCUCCGGAGGAAACCACCCACACAUGGGACAUUUGGACGACCGGUUUUCGGACGACCAGCUGGUGGGCAUGUCGGUACGGGAGCUCAACCGGCAGCUACGGGGAGUCAGCAAGGAAGAAGUGAUCCGGCUGAAACAGAAGAGGAGGACCCUAAAGAACAGAGGCUAUGCGCAGUCCUGCCGCUACAAGCGGGUGCAGCAGCGGCACGUCCUGGAGGGCGAGAAGACGCAGCUCGUCCAGCAAGUCGACCACCUCAAGGCGGAGAUCUCCAGGCUGGCCCGGGAGAGGGACGCAUACAAAGAAAAAUAUGAGAAGCUCAUCAGCAACGGCUUCAGAGAAAAUGGAUCCAGCAGUGACAACAACCCUUCCUCCCCGGAGUUUUUCAUGUCAUCCAGAAAAUUCCUCCAUCUGUGAUCGAGAGCCUCGCACCUCCCUGCCCUUGGCCUUGAUGUCUGAGAUAACCUGGCGACUGAACGCUGAUGACUUAAGAGUGACUGAUCAAUGGCUUGAGGAACCCCACAAAGCACAACAACAUCUAAAGAUGACUUCACUGGAGAAGAAGAAAAGAAGCCCUACAGAGAAAUGCUUCAGAGCCUCUUCCUACUCCCACUUUCCUCUCCGCUAUUUUACCUCCAGCUUUUUUGUAACAAAAACAAAACACUGACUCAAAUGAUGUAUCAAGAUGAUUGACAACAUCAGAAGAAUAUUACUGGAGAAACCAUU
Molecule: messenger RNA, 1744 nt
Organism: Oncorhynchus mykiss (rainbow trout)
Lineage: Eukaryota; Metazoa; Chordata; Actinopteri; Salmoniformes; Salmonidae
Product: transcription factor Maf-like
Biological process (GO): regulation of transcription by RNA polymerase II
Cellular component (GO): nucleus
Molecular function (GO): RNA polymerase II cis-regulatory region sequence-specific DNA binding; DNA-binding transcription factor activity, RNA polymerase II-specific
Source: RefSeq, a predicted model, not a curated record